This is a messenger RNA of Diaporthe batatas, 445 nucleotides long. RefSeq lists its product as uncharacterized. Lineage: Eukaryota; Fungi; Ascomycota; Sordariomycetes; Diaporthales; Diaporthaceae. The coding region runs from base 70 to 288 and encodes 72 amino acids. The transcript has 2 exons. The record is from RefSeq and is a predicted model, not a curated record.
CUCAACUCUCUUAAAUUAAGGACUUUGAAAAACACCCUUACAAUAAAUCCAAUCGAACCACUUGACACAAUGGCACCUACCCAAGACCCCGAAGUUACUAGCGCAGCCGAUGACCCCCUCGAGAAGGCUGAGGCGAAGAAGGAGAGCGGGCAAGCUCCUCAGGAUGGGCUCAUAAAGUCAGAGGCGGAACUGGAAGACGCCAUUGCGGCAACUGGAGGAGACCCAGAGGCCACUUCUGCUGCCGAUGACCCUCUUGAGAAAGCAGAGGCAGCCAAGGAGAGUAGCUAGGCUGGCAACUGGUUGAUGAUGUAGUCUGGUCGUCCAGCAUGUCGGCCUGUUUGUGAAGCUCAUCAGUUCUAAGUGCUUUGAUGUGAUCACACGACCUCGGUAGCUUCAUUAGACAAACGAGAAGUGGACACCAAAGAACAGCUUGAAGUUGCUCAUG